UCCUCCCCAUGGUCUUCAAUGAUAAAGUCACAUCCCCCCCCGGGCUUCUUGGCUGGUUAGGGGUAUGUGGAGGGGGUGCAUGGGGGGUACUGAGCUCUCAGCUGCACCCUAAGGGUGGGGGGUUACAGGAUGUGUGUGUCUCCACGUGUCUUGGAGGAUCAUGGGGCUGUACAUCUCCACUGUGCUGGUGAUCGGGAAGUUUGUGCGGGUUUUCUUCAGUGAGAUCUUGCACUCCAUCAUGUUUGAGGAGCUGCCCUGUGUGGACCACAUCCUGAAGCUGUGCCAGGGUAUCUUCCUGGUGCAGGAAACAGGUGAGCUGCAGCUGGAGGAGCUCUAUGCCAAGCUCAUCUUCCUCUACCACUUUCCCAAGACCUUGAUCAAGCAGAUGCGGGAGAAGUAAUAAAGGGGAAGGGGCUCUUCCCCCCCCCCUCCCCCCAAAGGACAUCACCACCUUAACAAGUCUUCCCAAGCUGGGGCUGCAUCCUUCCAGGGCAGGCAGUGGGACACACAGAUCUCAGCACUCACUUUUAGGGAGGAUGUUUUUCUUACAUUGCUUUGAAGCACUGUCUGACCUGCAGAGACCGCAUCACAUCUUCGCGAAGAGGGGGACAGGAGCCAGAACCCCCACCCACUGGGUACCCCUGGCUGCUGGGCGAGGGGGGACAGGAGCAAGCCUGUGCCUCCCCCCUGCUCUCCCCAGCCCCAUCCGGAAUCAGGUUGAACUCAAAAGCAAC
Neopsephotus bourkii (Bourke's parrot) is the source of this 734-nucleotide messenger RNA. RefSeq names its product piezo-type mechanosensitive ion channel component 1-like. NCBI's taxonomy places the organism in Eukaryota, Metazoa, Chordata, Aves, Psittaciformes, Psittacidae. Bases 161 to 400 code for a protein of 79 amino acids. The transcript has a single exon. The record is from RefSeq and is a predicted model, not a curated record.